AUGCGCGACGAGAGUGUGGCCAGCAGUGGUGUCCGUGGACUCAAUUACACAGACACCAGCAGUUACUCAACCACCACCAACGCCCUCCGCAGCAACAACGGCCGCAGCAACAACUCUACUUAUGCCAGCAGCAUGUAUAGCACCAGCAGCUCGCACACUAGCUCCGCUCUGGACACGCUCCACCAGACCCGCCGAAUGGCUCUGGACCGUCUCAAGGGAUGGCGCAAGUCGACCGCGAGUCCCAAACCCACACCUCAGUCUGCAGCUGCACUAGGUGCAGGCCCACAAAUAACCUUGCAGCCGCUGCAAUGCAAGGCUAACGCUCGCGAGCCCCUGCAACAAAGAGAUAUCACCGAUCCCAGGAGUCUAGCCUACCAAGCCAAUAAGUAUACUGUCUCAGAUAAUGCGUCUAUUAUAAGGAGACACCGUCCGGAUCAACGCUCUCGGAACCAGAACGAUUUCAAUUUAGCCAGCGAAGACCCUUUCAGCGACUCCUGCUCUCUCAGACCGUCGUCUACUAGACCCUCCACAGCAGCGGCAUCCAACACCUCCACCAACAAGAGACUCUCUGUCGCGUCCAACUUCUCUCUGAAACCCACCCCUGCUCCUCCAAGUGCGACAGCUCAGAGUAUCCCCUGUGACAGUCCCCGACUCCGUCAAUCGAGCUUUUCCGAGCGACCAGCUACAGCUAACAUCCCCCAUUCCCCAGACCUGUCUACAAUGACCACCCUACCCAGAACCUACACAACCCGGUCGCAAAGGAUCCGCAUUCCUCAGAAUCCCGUAUCCUGCUGGGACGACGACGAAGAUGAGGAAGAACCCAAGAAGGGACUUUUCAACCGGUUCAAGUCAACUCGUUCUUUCUCUUCCAGAAAGGCCUCCAUCAGCAGCACAACAGAGAGCAUUCAAUCUGCCCCUGCACAGUCCCCCAGCAUCAAGAGCGUGAGCCCCAAGAACUCUAAGACGCUCAAGCCGACCAAGAGCGUCAAGAGCGUCAAGAGCGUCAAGACCGCCAAGGCGGCGCCCAAAACCAAGUCGUCCAAGAAGGGCAGCCUGGGCAACAAGUUUGGCAUUGAUGACCUGGGCGACUUUGAGUGGAACAUGCACGCAUACAUGGAGGGCGAUGAAGAGGGUAGCGACGCCGAAAUCGAGGCGGCCCUCAGACGUGUGCGAGAAGCGGAGGCUAACGAGGCCAAGGAAACCACCCCCACCCCCACUUCGCACACAACCACAACCACAAACACCACAACUUCUACCCGAGUUUCCACCUCCCACAGCACUCCCACUCCCGAGUCUGUGUCCAUUCCCAUUUCUGUCGCAAGUUCCAAGGUCUCUCCUGUUCUGCCUCCUAUUUCUCCCUCGCAAUCUCUUGAUCUCGGUCUGGAGCCCACUGCCACCCCCACCGCUGUGCACAACGAACGGAUUGAGAACGAAAACAUCAAGCUCAACGGCAGCCCCAACUACGCUCGAGAACACGUGGCCAACCUGCUCCGUCGACGCGCAAACUCCGGCAACCAAUCUCCUGUUCCCCAGACUCCCGUCCCUCAGGUGGUUGCCCCCGAGCAGUGUCCCUGGGACACAUGGAAGUACACCUCCAACCACCACACAUACCAGAUCACUCCUCCGGAUUCCACCCGAAGCAGCCACGUGUACGCUUCGGACGCUGCCUACGACACCUCCCACCACUCGAUGGUGCUUCCCGAGUCUCCUGUUCAACUCCAACCCACGUCUUCCACCUCGUCUUCGUCCUCUGACCAGACCAAGUGGAAUGACAUUUCGGCAAACAUUGCGCUGAUCCAGCAGCAGAUUCAGGAAAUGUCGCCUCGAUCACGUGAAUUGGCUCGUGGCUUUGCCGCCAAAGAGCUCACCAAGCCUGCGACCCUGGUUACUCCAACCACCAUUUCUCCUGCCACCUUUGCAACCCCUCCUCCCCGACCCUCCAGAGACAAUGUCGAGCUGCCCGAGUGCUUCUCCAAGCCCUUUUUGACCAUGACCAACAGUCCCUCAGUUCGACCGUUGCCCCGACGACUCAACAAGCUGGGUCCUGCAUUGGAGGAGAGUGAUGCUUCUCCUGACUCUUCUCAGAGAAGUUCGGUUAGUACGAGAUUGAGCACUGCUCCUAGCAGUCCUGAGCCGGAUAUGCGGUGUUUUAUCUAA
Messenger RNA from Yarrowia lipolytica CLIB122, 2157 nucleotides. RefSeq lists its product as uncharacterized. The record is from RefSeq and is a predicted model, not a curated record. Lineage: Eukaryota; Fungi; Ascomycota; Dipodascomycetes; Dipodascales.